Molecule: messenger RNA, 1410 nt
Organism: Asparagus officinalis (garden asparagus)
Lineage: Eukaryota; Viridiplantae; Streptophyta; Magnoliopsida; Asparagales; Asparagaceae
Exons: 2
Coding region: 1-1410 (469 amino acids)
Source: RefSeq, a predicted model, not a curated record
AUGCCGGCGGACGCAACACCAUCGAGUAGCGGAUCUGGCAACACAGUGACGCUGAAGACAACUGGAAGAGAAGGGACAGUCUCUCUUCAGUACCCGCUGCUCACAAAGAGCAACUACUCAGCAUGGGCGAUCAAUAUGAAGGUGUACAUGCGUGCACAAGGCGUAUGGGACGCCAUUGAGCCCACUGACCUCAAUGAUGAGGUAGAGACACGGAAAGAUCAGAUGGCUCUCGCAGCCAUCUAUCAAGCAAUCAGUGAGGAAACACUUCUCGUGUUGGCUGAGAAGGAGACGGCCAAGGAAGCAUGGGAGAUGUUGAAGACAAUGCACAUGGGCGCUGAGCGCGUCAAGGAAGCAAAAAUUCAAACUCUGAGAAAUGAGUUUGAAGGUCUUCGCAUGCAUGAAGUGGAGACGGUAGAUGAUUUUGGUGCAAAGCUAACCACCAUUGUCAAUAAGAUUCGUGCAUUGGGCGACAAGAUAGAUGAGGCCUAUGUUGUCAAAAAACUUCUUCGUGCAGUCCCUCCCAAGUUCCUUCAGAUUGCAUCCACCAUCGAACAAUUUGGCAAUCUCAACACGAUGGCAGUUGAGGAGGUCAUCGGAUCGCUCAAGACCCAUGAUGAACGAUUGCGGGGCUAUGGUGACAAUGAGGAAGAACAUGUCCUGUUGACGAGUGCAAAGUGGAAAGGGAAACAAGUGAAAGGAGAAGGAGAGAGCUCGUCCAAUUCAUAUAAAGGACGAGGAACUAGUAGUGGACGUGGUCAUGGCCGUGGGUGUGGCCGUGGUCGUGGUCGCGGGCACAGUGAAGGUGGUCGCUGGAAUGAGUCCAAUCAUCGUGAGAGAAAGUUUGACAAGAGCAAGAAGAAGGAUGAAAGGGCUUACUUGGCGGAGGUGCAAGGGGACGAUGAGGAACCAGCUCUCCUGGCGACAGAAAUUUGUGAGAUUGAGAAUCAUGCGCAGCUGGCAACAGAGGGAGUAAUGCUAUAUGAGGAGAAAGUGAAGCCAAAGCUUGAUGGAGAAGAAGAGGUGGUGCAUGAGAACACUGUUUGGUUUCUCGACACAGGAGCAAGCAACCAUAUGACAGGCUGCAAGAAGUGGUUUUCAGAACUUGAUGAGACUAUAACUGGCAAAGUCAAGUUUGGGGACGGCUCUGUCGUGGACAUUCAAGGAAAAGGCACUGUGAUGUUUCAGUGUCAAAAUGGUGAGCAUCGACUCUUUACAAGUGUUUAUUUCAUACCUAGGCUUCGUAGCAAUAUUGUAAGUCUAGAUCAAUUGGAUGAGAAUGGAUGCAUGACUGUGAUAGAAGAUGGAUGCCUAAUGGUGUAUGAUAGAUCUAGAAGGUUACUAGCAAAAGUGAGAAGAUCAAGAAACAGAUUGUAUGUCUUGAAUCUGAAAAAACUCAUUCAGUGUGUUUAA